Messenger RNA from Funneliformis caledonium, 309 nucleotides. Lineage: Eukaryota; Fungi; Glomeromycota; Glomeromycetes; Glomerales; Glomeraceae. The record is from the annotation of a GenBank genome assembly.
AUGGCUACACAAACAUUACCAAGCCGAACAUAUAUUCUUCAUUUGUAUCGUUCACUACUUCGAGCAAGUCAAAAGUUUUCUAGCUAUAAUUUUAAAGAUUACGCAUAUCGUAAAACAAAAGAUUCUUUUCGUGAAAAUAAAAAUGAAACAAAUUCCGAAAGAAUUAUACAACUUGUACAAAAAGCUGAACAAGAAUUGGGUUUAUUAAGACGUCAAGGUUAUUUGAAUAGUCUUUACGCUGUUGACCGUUUAGUGGUAGAAGAUGAAUUGAAAGGAAAUCAAAAAACAAGGUUAAGAGGAGAUAACUAA